UGAAAUGUGUCUUUAUCGCGCAGUUCCUGUUUAAGAGUUGAAAUCCUGGCUUCACUGCGUUAGGAUCUAAAUCAGCAGAAAAAAUUUCUUUAGAAAUGGAGACUCGCUUCACCAAAGGCAAGUCCGCCAUCCUGGAGCGGCCACUUGCCCGAGCCAAGACUGAGGUGAGCGUGAGUGUGUUCGCGCUGCUCUUCUCGGAGAUGGUGCAGUACUGCCAGAGCCGCGUGUACUCGGUGGCUGAGCUUCAGGCCCGACUGGCCGACAUGGGACAAGGUGUGGGGGCCAGCCUGCUGGACGUUCUUGUGAUGAGGGAGAAAAAUGGCAAGAGGGAGACCAAAGUCCUAAACAUUCUGCUGUUUAUUAAGGUAAAUGUAUGGAAGGCCCUAUUUGGGAAGGAAGCGGAUAAACUGGAGCAGGCCAACGACGAUGACAAAACCUACUACAUCAUUGAGAAAGAGCCCCUAAUUAACGCGUACAUAUCUGUGCCGAAAGAGAACAGUACGCUGAACUGCGCGGCCUUCACAGGAGGCAUCGUGGAGGCCAUUUUGACCCACAGUGGAUUCCCAGCCAAAGUUACAGUGCACUGGCAUAAAGGAACCACACUUAUGAUUAAGUUUGAUGAAGCAGUCAUUGCUCGUGAUAAGACUCUGGAUGGUAGAUAAUGCAGCACAGUUUUUUUAGCUCUGUCAGGAAAAUUGCUUCAUACUAAAAUUCCAGCAAGGCCAGGGUUCAACCAGGGAUCAGAGAGAAAGUUUAGGUGUGUGACUGAGGAAGUGAUCUGAUAGUGGAGAUUUAAUAACAAUUCACAUGUCACUUGAAAACACCAUUUACAGUUUUGAAUUUUAGUUAGCAAGAAAUCUAAAUUAAUUUAAAGUUGGACUCAAAAUGUUUAAGGGUGGGUGCUAGGGUGCAAAUUAUGGGGUGUUUAAGAGGAUGACGGUUUUAACUCCCUAAUUAAAAACGUUUAGGGAUUUAGGGGUUCAUAUAAAUCGAAGAUAUUAAAUAUUUUAAUUGUAAACACUUUAAAUGUCAAAAUAGCACAUACAGUACAGGUUAGUUUUGAACACCCCUACAAUGUACCAUUUUAAUGUACCGUACCAUUUCUUACCCGAUAACUUCCUCGUUACAUACGCAUUUACUACGAUGAGAAAAAUGUAAAGUCACUGUAUCAUUUACACUGAGUAUUUUCAUGAUCUAAUGAUUUAUUUAUACUGUAAUUGUACUGUAAGUGUUUGAACAGGGAGUAAAUACACAGUAGUACAUUCUAAAGAGUCUUAAACCUUUACAAGUUCAAGUAAGGGUAAUGUAGUUUCUCCACCUUAAAGGUGCACAGUAUACUUGUAUUUGUCUUGUUUUUUUUUGGUAACUUACAUCUGGUCGUUUAAUGCCAGAAUGAGAAGCAGCGUGCAGCAGUGUUUCCCCCGUGCUUGGUUUACUACUAACUUUCACUUCUUCUUAUCAUAUCACGUUCCAUACUUACAGCUGUACAAUUCUUUUAUUUAAGGAAGAAAUACUGUAAUUUUUUUUCUUUAAUUUAUGUUACUUAAUGAGGCAUGGAUAUUAUUGAGAAAGAUUUCUGUUUUUUUCUGUAAUAAUUAAUAAGGUAAAUUAUGUACUGUAAUUAAAGCAAAUAAUACCUUGCACUGUUUAAGUUCAUGCCGUACAGGAUUGUCUUGUGUGUGACUCAUGAUGUUUUUGUUUUUAAUAAUGUGGCUAAAGUGUGAAUCAUGAAAUAGAAUAAAAAGUUCAAGAUUUGUGAACAUCUA
Messenger RNA from Clarias gariepinus (North African catfish), 1766 nucleotides. RefSeq names its product trafficking protein particle complex subunit 5 (gene trappc5). Gene Ontology annotation, biological process: endoplasmic reticulum to Golgi vesicle-mediated transport. The record is from RefSeq and is a predicted model, not a curated record. Gene Ontology annotation, cellular component: TRAPPII protein complex; TRAPPI protein complex; TRAPPIII protein complex. The transcript is spliced from 3 exons. Lineage: Eukaryota; Metazoa; Chordata; Actinopteri; Siluriformes; Clariidae. Bases 96 to 662 code for a protein of 188 amino acids.